GAGAUCGGCCUUACCAAAAUAUUAGAAGAAAAGGCAUGUGACUGGUUACAGGGGAAAAGAAGAAGAAAAAGGAUGGUGUGUGAAACUUCUUCCUGUGUCUUACCCUAUUCAGGGAGAUAUACGUGUAGUUGUAGAGAAAAUAAUUGUUUCUGAAAAAAACACGGAGGAGCAGAAUUUUAAGACCAGAUACCAACCAUUCAAUAAACGAUGUCGUUUUCUCAGAUCCGAUCCACCUGAAUGCAGCAGCAGCAGCAGCAGCUCUGAUCCAAAAUUUUACGCCCCAAAACGAUAAUGUCAGCCUCUCAAACCCUAGGCGGCUCAUCCCGGUGCGGCCGAGUCAUCGGUCCUUCUCUCGACAAGAUCAUCAAGAACGCCGCAUGGCGUAAGCACUCCCACCUCGUCUCCACCUGUAAAUCGGUCCUUGACAAACUCGACUCGCUUUCCGAUUCCGAUCUUAGCACCGCCUCGCCUCUAUUAGGUUUGUCUCUUUCCGAAGCCGAAUUUGUCCUCCAACCUCUUUUUCUUGCCCUUGACGCUGCCUAUGCCAAGGUCGCUGAGCCAGCUCUUGAAUGCGCUUUCAAGCUAUUCUCCUUUGGCCUCGUCCGUGGCGAGAUUGAUAGUGCUGAUCCUAACAAUCUCAUUUUCAAGAUGGUUGAGGCCGUUUGUAAGUCUGGUGGCCUUGGGGAAGAGGCGAUCGAGCUCGCCGUGCUUCGGGUUCUGCUUUCCGCGGUUCGAUCUCCAUGCGUUAUGAUCCGUGGUGACUGUUUGGUGAAUAUGGUUAGGACUUGUUAUAACGUAUAUCUUGGAGGACUCAAUGGCACUAAUCAGAUCUGUGCUAAGUCGGUUCUGGCUCAGAUUAUGGUAAUUGUCUUUACCAGAGUUGAGGAGGACUCCAUGAACGUUGCCGUUAGGAGGAUUUCCGUGAACGAAUUGCUUGAAUUUACUGAUAAGAAUUUGAAUGAAGGGAGUUCCAUCCAGUACUGCCAGAACUUCAUUAAUGAGGUUAUAGAUGCAAGUGAAGGGGUUCCUGCUAUUAGCCAUUCGGUGGAGAACUCCUCUCACAAAUUGCAAAAUGGCAAUGGUUCUGCGUCUGAAGCAGAUGGAAAAGAAGGCCAAUCUGGAGAGAUCGAAUCAAAUGAGGGAGCUGAAUCAAGUGGCAGUAAGAUCAGGGAGGAUGGGUUUCUCCUGUUCAAGAAUUUGUGUAAGUUGUCAAUGAAAUUCUCAUCGCCUGAACACCCAGACGAUCAAAUUCUCUUGAGGGGGAAAAUAUUGUCUUUGGAGCUGCUAAACGUAGUCAUGGACAAUGGGGGACCGAUUUGGCGCACCAAUGAGAGGUUUCUUAAUGCCAUCAAGCAGUUACUGUGCUUAUCAUUGCUGAAAAACAGUGCAUUAUCGGUUAUGGCCAUUUUCCAACUCCAGUGCUCUAUUUUCAUAAACUUUUUGUCAAAAUUCAGAUCGGGAUUGAAAGCAGAGAUUGGUAUCUUCUUUCCCAUGCUAGUCCUCCGGGUGCUUGAGAAUGUUCUCCAGCCUAGUUUCCUGCAGAAAAUGACCGUCUUAAACCUAUUGGAGAAAAUAUCUCAGGAUUCACAGAUCAUGAUAGAUAUCUUUGUCAACUAUGACUGUGAUAUGGAUUCUCCAAACAUCUUUGAAAGGAUUGUCAAUGGCCUUCUGAAAACUGCUUUAGGACCACCUUCUGGGUCAACUACGACAUUGUCGCCUGCACAGGAUAUCACCUUUCGGCAUGAAUCUGUUAAGUGCUUGGUAGGUAUAGUUAAAUCAAUGGGAGCUUGGAUGGACCAACAACUGAGACUGGGAGACUCAUAUCUCCCCAAGAGUCACGAGAGUGAUGCUUCAGUCGAGAAUCAUUUGACUCAAAAUGGAGAAGAAGGAUCUGUUUCGGAUUAUGAAUUACAUGCAGAAGUAAAUUCUGAACAUUCAGAUGCUACCACCCUUGAACAACGUCGUGCUUAUAAAAUUGAAAUGCAGAAAGGUAUCUCAUUAUUCAAUAGGAAGCCUUCAAAGGGGAUUGAGUUCUUGAUAAAUGUAAAAAAAAUUGGUAGUUCAGCAGAGGAUGUGGCUUUGUUUCUGAAGAACACUAAUGGCUUGAAUGAAACAAUGAUCGGUGACUAUUUGGGCGAGAGAGAUGAAUUUCCUCUGAAAGUUAUGCAUGCCUAUGUGGAUUCCUUUAAUUUUAAAGGGAUAGAUUUCGGUGAAGCAAUAAGGUUUUUCCUGCGCGGGUUCAGGUUGCCUGGAGAGGCACAAAAGAUCGAUCGCAUCAUGGAGAAGUUUGCCGAACGGUAUUGUAAAUGCAAUCCAAAUUCAUUUACCAGUGCAGAUACAGCUUAUGUUCUUGCUUACUCUGUGAUUUUGCUCAACACAGAUGCCCAUAAUAGCAUGGUGAAAGAUAAGAUGACAAAGGCUGACUUUUUUCGAAACAACCGAGGGAUUGAUGAUGGAAAGGAUUUACCUGAAGAGUAUCUUGGCUCCAUUUAUGAUCAAAUUGUUAAAAAUGAAAUUAGGAUGAAUGCUAAUUCUUCUGAACCACCAAGCAAGCAGGCAAAUAGUUUUAAUAAAUUAUUAGGUUUUGACGGUAUCCUCAAUCUAGUAACUUGGAAGCAGACUGAAGAAAAGGCUUUGGGUGCAAAUGGGCUUCUUAUAAAGCACAUUCAGGAGCAAUUCAAAGCAAAGUCAGGAAAAUCAGACUCUGUAUAUCAUGCUGUUACAGAUGUCGCUAUAUUAAGGUUUAUGGUGGAGGUUUGCUGGGGUCCUAUGCUGGCUGCAUUUAGUGUGACUCUCGACCAAAGUGAUGAUAGAGUUGCUACUUCUCAAUGCUUGCUGGGAUUUCGACAUGCUGUUCAUGUUACUGCAGUUAUGUGCAUGCAGACACAGCGUGAUGCUUUUGUUACAUCCAUGGCCAAGUUUACUAAUCUCCAUUGUGCUGCAGACAUGAAGCAAAAAAAUGUUGAUGCUGUGAAGGCAAUAAUCUUAAUUGCCAUUGAAGAUGGCAAUUAUCUGCAGGAAGCAUGGGAUCACAUUUUAACAUGUCUCUCUCGAAUUGAACAUCUGCAACUGUUGGGAGAGGGUGCACCAACUGAUGCAUCCUUUCUGACUGGAUCUAAUAUUGAAACUGAAGAAAAAUUAUCAAAGUCAAUGGGUUUUCCAUCUCUAAAGAAAAAAGGAACUAUUCAAAAUCGAGCCGUGGUGGCUGUGGUUCGUGGCGGAUCAUAUGAUAGCACCAGUAUUGGAGGCAGUACUCCUGGAUUGGUAACACCAGUUCAGAUAAAUAAUUUUAUUUCCAACUUGAAUUUGUUGGAUCAAAUUGGCAACUUCGAGUUGAAUCAUGUAUUUGCUAAUAGCCAAAGGUUGAAUAGUGAAGCAAUAGUGGCUUUUGUCAAGGCUCUAUGCAAAGUGGCCAUUUCAGAAUUGCAGUCUCCCACAGAUCCUCGUGUAUUUAGCCUCACAAAGCUAGUUGAAAUAGCGCAUUACAAUAUGAACCGCAUCAGAUUAGUAUGGUCUCGCAUAUGGAAUGUUCUCUCUGACUUUUUUGUUUCAGUUGGCUUAUCUGAAAAUCUCUCAGUUGCAAUAUUUGUAAUGGAUUCGUUGCGUCAGCUUGCAAUGAAAUUCUUGGAACGUGAGGAACUGGCAAAUUACAAUUUCCAAAAUGAAUUUCUGAGACCAUUUGUGAUUGUUAUGCAAAAAAGUAGCUCUGGGGAGAUUAGGGAGUUGAUAAUUCGCUGCAUAUCACAAAUGAUCCUUAGUCGUGUCAGUAAUGUGAAAUCUGGCUGGAAAAGUGUUUUUAUGAUAUUCACAGCUGCUGCUGCUGAUGAGAGGAAGAAUAUAGUCUUAUUGGCCUUUGAGACAAUGGAAAAAAUAGUGCGAGAAUACUUCCCAUAUAUAACUGAGACAGAAAUAUUGACCUUCACUGACUGUGUCAAAUGUCUCAUAACCUUCACAACUAGCAGAUUCACCAGUGAUGUUAGCCUCAAUGCUAUUGCAUUUCUUCGGUACUGUGCGGUCAAACUUGCAGAAGGAGCGCUUGUUUCCAAUGACAAGAAUGUGGUUGAGGGUAUGACUCCAGAACUGACCAAGAAUGCUUCAGAUGCAGACACUUUCAGUGACAAAGAUGAUAACAUGUCCUUUUGGGUUCCUUUGCUGACAGGGUUGUCAAAACUCACAUCUGAUCCUAGGUCAGCCAUCAGGAAGAGUUCUUUGGAAGUUCUAUUUAACAUCCUAAAGGAUCAUGGUCAUCUUUUCUCAUCUCAAUUUUGGACUGGUGUUUUCAGUUCUGUUGUUUUCCCCAUAUUUGAUUCUGUAACUGAUAAGAAAGAUUCAGUGAAAGAUGACCGAAAUUCAUCCGCUUCAAGAUCGUCCCACUUGGAAGGCAGUAUGUGGGAUUCUGAAACUUCUUCCAUUGCAGCAGAAUGUCUAAUCGACCUAUUUGUCAGUUUCUUUGAUAUAGUGAGGUCUCAACUCCCUGGUGUGGUGUCAAUAUUCACUGGUUUCUUAAGAAGUCCUGUUCAGGGUCCAGCUAGCACUGGGUAUGCAGCAAUGGUACGCCUGUCAGACGAUCUAGGCAGCAGGCUUUUAGAAAAUGAAUGGAGGGAAAUUUUUCUAGCUCUGAAGGAGGUAACCACAUCUACAGUGCCUGGACUUAUGAAGGUCUUAAGAAGCAUGGAUAGCAUCGAUGUGCCUGGCAUUUCUCCAUCUUCUAACAAUGACAUGGAAAUGUCCGAUCAGGAGUUAACAAAUGAUGAUCUUGAGGAAGAUAAUCUCCAAACGGCAGCAUAUGUAGUUUCAAGAAUAAAGAGUCAUAUUUCAAUGCAGCUUCUCAUUGUACAGGUCGUUACUGAUCUGCAAAGGACGCACCUGCAGUCCUCAUCAGUGGCCAACACAUCAAUUGUUCUCGAAAUUCUUUCUUCUAUUACCACACACGCCCACCAAUUGAAUUUAGAAAUAAUGCUGCAAAAGAAGCUGCAAAGAGUAUGCUCCAUCCUGGAGCUCACCCCUCCACCAAUAGUCCAUUUCGAAAAUGAGUCGUAUCAGAACUACCUCAACUACCUCCAAAACUUACUGAACAAUUCAUCUCUGUGUGAAGAGAUCAACCUCGAAGCCGAACUUGUUUCAGUGUGCGAAAAAAUAUUGCAUAUCUAUGUCAGUUGUACUGGAUCUCUUUCUUCUCCUCAGCAGCAGCAGCAAGAGAAACGAGCCAAUCAGCCUGUUCUUCACUGGAUUCUCCCAUUGGGUUCGGCAAAAAAGGAAGAACUGGCAGCCAGGAGUUCGUUAGUUGUGUUAGCCUUACGGGUAUUGAGUGGCUUGGAAAGAGAGUCGUUUAAGAGACACGUGUCACAAUUCUUUCCAUUGUUGGUAGAUCUGGUAAGGAGUGAACACAGUUCUGGAGAAGUUCAGCGUGUACUAGGCGACAUGUUCCAAUCAUGUAUAGGCCCUAUUAUAAUUGAAUGAUUCAUUUUAAUAUUUUGUGAAGAUAUAUAUUACUCACCCAAGUGCCCAUCAUCGUCAUCAAAUCUCUAUUUUCAGCUUUUCUUCACCAUCAGCUGGUCCAUGAGAGCUUGAAGCUAUAGCCAAAUUAUUAGUAAUUUUUUUUUGGUUGAGAGUAUCAAUUUCUUGGAUUUUCCCUCAUUUAAAAAAAAAAUUGUAUGAGCUAAAUAUUCUAAUAACAUAGAUCAGAGAAGAGAAGUGUUCCACAUACAAAGAGUGCCUCGAUUUCUGAGGCUCCUCUUCUCAAAAAGUUUUCACACAAUUUGUAGUUUUGACUUUUUGAAUAUAAAGAUAUGAUUAAUUAAAUGUAUUUUACAUUUA
This is a messenger RNA of Humulus lupulus (European hop), 5817 nucleotides long. Its product is annotated as brefeldin A-inhibited guanine nucleotide-exchange protein 1. Gene Ontology annotation, molecular function: guanyl-nucleotide exchange factor activity. The transcript is spliced from 11 exons. The coding region runs from base 292 to 5460 and encodes 1722 amino acids. The record is from RefSeq and is a predicted model, not a curated record. Gene Ontology annotation, cellular component: trans-Golgi network. Gene Ontology annotation, biological process: regulation of ARF protein signal transduction. NCBI's taxonomy places the organism in Eukaryota, Viridiplantae, Streptophyta, Magnoliopsida, Rosales, Cannabaceae.